AUGGCUACAAAACUUAUGAUAUCUGAAAUCGGAUUUGAGGAGUGGAUGGAUGGAUCGAUUAAUAUUAAAGAGAUCUCCCAAAAUAGUGAAAUUUUUCAUCAAUAUGAUAAGUUCGAAAAUUUUGAAGUUAUUGGAAAUGGAUCACGAGGAGUUAUUCGAAAAGCAUUUUCUAUAACUUAUCAAAAAAAUGUGGUAUUAAAAGAAAUAUCACAAUCUCAGAAUUAUUCUUUAAGAGAACUUAUUAAUGAUGUUCAAAAAUAUCAAAAAAUAGAUAAUCAUGAUAAUAUUUUAAAAUUAUUUGGCUUAACAACACAAGAGUACUUGCAAAAUAUUAAAACUUUUAAACUUACAAAACGUUCAGACAUUUAUAGUCUUGGAGUUUUGUUUUGGGAACUUUCUAGUGGAAUGAUUCCAUUUGAAUCCGAGACGUUAUCAGAUCUUAAUCUUUUAAAUUCUAUUAUACAAGGAAAACGUGAAACAGUAGUUGAUGGCACACCACGUGCAUUUGUUAAAAUAUAUACAGAUUGUUGGCAGUUUAAAUCAAAACACCGCCCAAACAUAAAUCAAAUUUUCCAAAGUCUUCAAGAUGUUAACUUAUCUGAUACCAUUCAAACGGAGAAUAUAUCACCAGAUUUAUCUGUUAAGAAAGUGCAAAAUGAGAAGAAAAUUAAAUUAAAAGUCGAUAGUAAAGGUAUACAGGAUUUAAUACAAGCUUAUCAAGAUCAGUACGACAAUAAGGCUAAAGAAUUAGAUCUGCUUGGAACAUUUUUAAAGACAUUAAAACAAUCAGAUAACGCGCGGAACUCUUUUUCAAAUUCAUUAAUAAUGACGAGCGUUAAUCAAUCAAAAUUAAUUAUAGAUAAAAUUCAAAAUACUAUAGGAGAGUUAACAGCAUCUAAUGUUUCCGACAAACUUUAUGAGAACUCCGCAAAUAUAUCAUCCUCGUCACAAUUCGGUAAUUUAGAAAAAAUCUCCAACAAUUCUCAUGAAUCAGCUUCAGAUAAAUUAUCAUCUUUUAAAUUCAUUUUGGAUUUAUUUCAAUAUUUUUUUAAGAAUUUUGAUACAUACGAACAACAUAAUUCAAUAAGGCCUAACUUAAUUAAAUAUUUUCAAAAUAAUAACAAAAACCCGGCAAAUAUUCUUAACCAUUUAAUUGAUCACAAACAUCAUUUAUAUUUUACUGGUAUUAUUGGAUUUUUUUUUCAAUACGGAAUUGGAACUACGAUUAAUCAUAAAAAAGCGAUUGAAAUGUAUGCAAAAGUGACAGAACUUAAGGAUACUUUUGAUAACGCUCAAUUUCUCUAG
This is a messenger RNA of Cetraspora pellucida, 1305 nucleotides long. NCBI's taxonomy places the organism in Eukaryota, Fungi, Glomeromycota, Glomeromycetes, Diversisporales, Gigasporaceae. The record is from the annotation of a GenBank genome assembly.